UACUUAAUUAAAUAAUUACUAAGUGUUAGUUGUGGGACAGGGUUGGAAAGUUGUUUUUUUUUUAAUUUUUUCUACGUGUUAUCGACAAGAAUUUGCUGUUUUUCCUUGAUUAUUUUGGUUAAUUAUUCGCGAUAGUAAUUGUAGUAAAUGCAAAAAGCUUGUUUUUAGCAUUUUGGGGCUAUUUGGUCUCAUUUGAAGUGGUUCACUGUAAUUUUUUUCUGGCUAGGAGGAAGCAAGGUUAUGUGAUUGACAGUUGACAGUUCUAGUUGCAACAUUCAGGCCCAGUUUUUGGUUAAAAAUGCCUUCGGACGCGGCCCCCGGGUCGCAGCGGCUGACCAACGACGACUUCCGCAAGUUGUUGAUGACCCCGCGGUCGGCGCCCGCGAACGCGCCCGCCCCCGGCUCCAUCCGGGAGGCGAUGGCCAACUCGUCGACGAUGCCGCCCCCCAAAGACGACAAGAACGAGGCGCGACGCAAGAAGAAGAGCUACUACGCCAAGUUGAAGAAGCAGGAGGACAAUAAGAUGGCAGAACUGGCGGAGAAGUACCGAGACAGGGCCAGUGAGCGCCGCCAGGGGGUGAACCCCGACUACCAGAGCGACGACCCGGUGGCCACGGCUCAGGCCUAUCGUGCCGUGGCGCCUGAUCUGAAGUCGGGGUUCGAUGCGGCCGAGAGGCGCCGACAGAUGAUUCAAGAGAGCAAGUUCUUGGGGGGCGAUAUGGAGCAUACGCAUUUGGUGAAGGGGCUGGAUUAUGCCCUGUUGCAGAAGGUGAGGAGCGAGAUACAGCACAUCGAGCAGGAGCAGGAGCAGGAGUUGGAGAGGCUGGCGGCCAAGACGGAGGAGAAGGAGAAGAAGGAGGUGCAGAAGAAGGAUGAGGAUGAGCUUAAGUUUAAGACGAAGAUUGGGAAGUCGAUUUACCACACGAUUUGUGCGCUGAAGAGUCGGCAUAUUGAACGGUCGGAGAUUUUUGUGCCCGGACGCAUGGCCUAUGUGAUUGAUUUGGACGAUGAGGCUGAAUCAGACAUUCCAACAACUUUAAUCCGUUCAAUCGCCGACGUUCCGUCAUUUGAACUCACCACAACCCUCACAACCAACGACAUUGUCAUAAAUAAAUUAACCCAAAUUUUAAGUUACUUGCGCCAAGGCAACCGAAAGAACAAAAAAACCAAACGGGGACUCCCCGAAAGUCGCGAAAACGAACAACCGGAAGAACCCGAACCGAAAAAAACAACAAAACGUACAACCGGUGAUGACUCCAUCUAUGGAGAUAUUGGUGAUUACGUACCCACAAGAAGUGGUAAACAUGGAAACUCGUCACGUGACCAUAACAAACACACGUACUUUGAUAAACAAGAGGAAGCGCUUGAAAAUAGCGGACCGACUUUCAAAGUCAGUAAAUCGGCACAAAUCCUUAAUAAACUGGCUCAAGAGCCUGAGGGAUAUGCUGAGUGUUAUCCCGGAUUGGAGGAAAUGAACGAUGCGAUUGAUGAUUCUGAUGAUGAGGUUGAUUAUUCUAAGAUGGACUUGGGGAAUAAAAAGGGGCCGAUUGGACGCUGGGACUUUGACACAGCUGAGGAGUAUUCCGAUUAUAUGAACCAGAAGGAGGCUUUGCCGAAAGCAGCCUUCCAGUACGGCCUUAAAAUGGCAGAUGGGCGCAGGUCCAGGAAGCAUAAGGAUAAGAACGAAAAGGCGCAUUUGGACAGGGAGUGGCAAAAAAUCCAAAGCAUUAUCAAGAAGAAAUAAUUUUGUUGUGUAUUUAGGAGAUAAAUAAGUUAAUUUAAAUAAAAAAUAUAUAUUGGAAAUUUGAUUUUCUACAACUUUGUUCCUUACUUUUUUGUCUUACUAUCGAGAGUUUAAUGCUCUAUGUGCCUGUAUUUUUUCUUUGCUAUCUGCUAAUGGAACAAGUGCGCUCUCUGGUGACAAUAAAGGAACUACCGAAAACGCGAGCGUUUCAUUUGUACGUCUUUGGUAUCUUAACCGUAGAAUCCUUACUUUUGACACAACUUGAACCUAAAUACCACCACCUAACCCUGGCUCUCGACUUAAGGGCCCUUUCGUGCCCAAAAACAAAUUAAUUUGCCCUUUUUUUACGAUAUUACCAUAACACUACCAAUCACAAGACAAAAAAGUCCCGAUUUUGACAGUUGGCACAAGUUUUUGGCCAUUUUGUGGUUACAAUCGUGUCGGAAAAUCUGUUAAGUGAAAAAAAGGCUUUAAACACGUAA
Molecule: messenger RNA, 2226 nt
Organism: Tribolium castaneum (red flour beetle)
Lineage: Eukaryota; Metazoa; Arthropoda; Insecta; Coleoptera; Tenebrionidae
Gene: beag
Product: beag
Exons: 2
Coding region: 299-1744 (481 amino acids)
Biological process (GO): mRNA splicing, via spliceosome
Cellular component (GO): nucleus
Source: RefSeq, a predicted model, not a curated record